AUGGGAUUAGAACCUCUUCAAAAAAUACUCCAUCAGCAUAUUGUGAAAAAGAAGUUUCUGCUUGUUCUUGACGACGUGUGGAGCGAUGAUAAGAGUAUCUGGGAGAAAUUCUGUGCACUACUCAAAGUUGGAGCUCAUGGUAGCAAAAUCAUUGUUACAACUCGGGGCAUGAAAGUUUCUAAAAUGGUUAGCCUGGCAGAACCAAUCUUGCUCCAUGGUUUAGACGAAGAUGCCUUUUGGCAAUUGUUCAACGAAUGCUCAUUUGGCACACUCAACCCUGAAGACUAUCCAGGGCUAGAAGACAUUGGUAGAAAGAUUGUUCGCAAGUUGAACGGCUCACCAUUAGCUGCAAAGACAAUUGGCAGGGUUCUGCGAUCAAAUAUAUGCCAGCAACACUGGGCCACCGUAAUGGAGAGUGACAUAUGGAAAGCAAAACAAGAUGAAGAUGAUAUUAUGCCAGCUCUGCAGUUAAGUUAUCAAUAUCUUGAUGAAAAUUUGAAGCAUUGUUUUGCUUUUUGCUCGUUGUUUCCUAUAGAUCACAAAUUCGAUAAAACUGAGUUGGUUCGAAUGUGGAUGGCUGAAGGCUUCAUUAAUGAAGAUAAAAACACAAAGAGUAUGGAAGACGUUGGAAGUGACUAUUUUCUUGAGUUUGUUAACAGUUCUUUUUUUCAAGAAUCCAGAUAUCAUUAUGAAUUUUGGGAUGGAUUUGGGAUUAGAAUUGUGAUGCAUGACCUUAUACAUGAUUUAGCUGAGAUGAUUUCUACGGAAGAGACAUGCAGGAUUGAAAAUAGCAGACACACAAAGCCGGCUUCCACAACUCGACAUUUACGAGUAGAAAAAGAAAAAUUGCCGCUGGAGUUCUCAGGAUACAACAAGUUGCGUACCUUGGUGUUGAAACUUUCACUACCCGAUAGCAGCCUCUUUGAAAUACUAAGAAGCAUUCGCGUUCUGGUUGUAAGUUGGUGUGGCUUGCUGGAGUUAUCUGAGCGUAUUGGUAAAUUGAUUCACCUCCGUUAUCUUGAUAUAUCAUAUUCUAAAAUUAAAAUUUUGCCUGACUUAUUAUGUGACCUUUAUAAUUUGCAAACACUGAAGGCAGAAUAUUGUUAUGAACUAGAGUCCAUACCACAAGAAUUGGGUAAAUUGGUCAAUUUGAGACACUUUGAUAUAUCAAACAAUUUUAAAAUUAAAAUUCUGCCCGACUCAUUGUGCGACCUUUAUAAUUUGCAAACACUGAAGGUAAAUGGUUGUUCUGAACUAGAGUCUAUACCACAAGAAUUGGGUAAGUUGGUCAAUCUGAGACACAUUGAUGCAGAUAAAAAAAUUUGGUUGAUGAUAAAGGAUGUAUGGAGACUAACUAAUCUUCAAGAAUUGCCAACAUUUAGUGUUCGAGAGGAUGAUGAACUCAAACUUGGACAACUAAAGGAUUUGACACAGCUUCAUGGAACACUUUGUAUUCAAAAUCUUGAGAAUGUUGUUGAUGGCAAAGAAGCACAGCGGGCUAAGUUAAAGAGCAAAGUCCACCUAAAAGAAUUGGUGUUGGAAUGGAAUCUGAGAUUGGAUGGUGCGAAGGAUGCCAAAUUGGACGAGGAAGUAAUUGAAGUUCUGCAGCCACAUGAAUCACUCAAAAUAUUGACAAUUAGAUGGUACAAUGGAGGUAGGUCGCCUAGUUGGUUGAUGCCAAAAGUUCUACCCAAUUUGGAAAAACUUGAAUUAGAAAAUUGCAUGGAGUGGGAUGACGUUCUGCCAUUUAUUGGUCAACGUUUGCAUCUAAUUGAACUUCGCAUGACCGGCAUGCCUGCUUUGAAACGACUGAGUCAUGAAUUUGAAGGCAAGUGUUUUCCAAAGUUGCAAGUGCUUAAGUUAUGCAAAUUUAAAGCACUGAGAGAGUGGUCUUGCACUGAGGGCAAAGAUCUAUUUCCCUGCCUGCGUGAACUUUGUGUCAUAGAUUGUCCCAAACUAAAGAGAUUACCGCCCUUCCCUCCUUCCCUAGAAAUGUUGACAAUAGAAUGCUGUCCCAGGCUCAUAUUAAAUAGCAAAACGGAAGAUGACGAGGAAGGUGGCCGCCAUCUACCGCCGUCACUCAAGGAAUUGAAAAAUAUGCAAAACUUUUGUCCGACUGCUUGCACAACCUUACUCGAUUGGAAAUAA
This is a messenger RNA of Zingiber officinale, 2148 nucleotides long. Its product is annotated as putative disease resistance protein RGA1. The transcript has a single exon. The coding region runs from base 1 to 2148 and encodes 715 amino acids. The record is from RefSeq and is a predicted model, not a curated record. Gene Ontology annotation, biological process: defense response to other organism. NCBI's taxonomy places the organism in Eukaryota, Viridiplantae, Streptophyta, Magnoliopsida, Zingiberales, Zingiberaceae. Gene Ontology annotation, molecular function: protein binding; ADP binding.